Molecule: messenger RNA, 934 nt
Organism: Perkinsus marinus ATCC 50983
Lineage: Eukaryota; Perkinsozoa; Perkinsida; Perkinsidae
Exons: 1
Source: RefSeq, a predicted model, not a curated record
AUGUAUCUAACCACCGAAGACCUCAACGGACCUGAUGCUAAUGGUUUACUAGUCCUCGGACAUGAGCUUUGCGAUAAUGGUAACUCUCUUCUACUGCCUACCUACAAGUAUAAAGAUGCCUUCGACUUCGACAUCUCCUGCACAGUCUCAUAUAAAAAAGCUCUAUCACUCCUCAAUAUUUUAUGGCAGGCUUGGGGCCUAUUACCAUGGCACAUUCUCAUCAUCAAGAACUGCCUGACUGCACUAGUUUCAAGAUUAAGAGCUGUGAACGACCACAAAUGGACUGACGAUGUGGACGAUAAGGCUAUGAACUUGCUCAGAAGAUGGCAACAACUGUUGAAGGCCAACCCUCCAACUCCGACGCACCGGUACAUCAAUCCAGAUGCACCUAUUCAUGUCUGGUUCGACUCCUCCGAACUCUUAGGAGCGAUGGUGGCCAUGCAGGACAACCAAGUGGUAUUCAAAAAGCAGUGGAAAUGGUCCACUCAAGAGCGAGCCUUGCACAUUAACGUGAAGGAACUCACUACUGCCUACAAUGCUCUCUCUACUCUUGUCUCCUUCGAGCUCGAUACCAAUAAGAAGUUCUCGAAGAUCAUCCUCUACGGCGAUAAUCGUACAGCUAAUGCUGCCCUAGCCUCUGGUAAGGUCUGCACUUCUGGUAAGCAAUCGACUCUACUUCAACGAGCUAUCGACCUUAUUCAUUACCUUAUGGGAAGACGCCAGUUUGAAAUUCACUAUGUGGCCUCUGCCGAGAACCCUGCUGAUGCCGGCACAAGGUGUGACCUCUACAGCGAUUUGGUUAAAUACCGUGAUUCUAUCGACGGUGUAAGUCCUGAGAUUCUGUCUGACGAUGAUACCUCAGAUAUGAACACUGUUCAUGUUGCUAGAAUCAUACGUAAGCGUGGUGACGUGGACGAAGACACCAACGAGAUCG